Molecule: messenger RNA, 5384 nt
Organism: Paramuricea clavata
Lineage: Eukaryota; Metazoa; Cnidaria; Anthozoa; Malacalcyonacea; Plexauridae
Source: the annotation of a GenBank genome assembly
GAAACAUGUCUGAAACUGAGAUGCAAGAGGAAGGGCCGAGACGCCGUUAUAAGGCGCCGUGGUCUCCGGAUGGCCCGGAAUAUGAUCCACUGCUACCGUACGGACCAAAAGUUUAUCUCGCAAGGAAGAAAAAGCCAGAUCCUUGGUGGAUUGUAGCGCUUGAGGUAAAGACGACGUCAGUUUAUAUACAUGUACAUACACCGUUAUAGCUAAAAGCAUAAAGGUCUCCAUGGGCAAAGUAAGAAAGCAUAUAGCGGAGACAUUGCAUUGAAAAAUUUUCUCCCAUAUCCCCUUGGCCUUGGCCUGACAUUGUCGCGGAAACAAUUUGAUACACAGCCAAAGAAAGCAAAAAUAUUCCCCCAACAAUUUAUUUCGUUUUCCAAAUGUGAUUUUGUUUCGGAAACAAGGUUUCCUAGUUGCCAAGGGUUUUUAAACCCUUGGCACAACCCUUGUUGUACCUUAAACGUUACAACAACACAAGCCAACUAAGCCUAAGGCUUGGUGUAAUACUUUCUGGCACGAAAUAUUCUAUUAACUAUGAUAACAUAUUAUAUCUUAACACAAUUUCUUCAAGGCUAUUAUUGCAUUAAUUCACAUAAUGAAACAUAGCCAUAGGCAUAGGGAAAAGUUAUAAGAUAUAUGUAAUAUGCCGUAAAUAUUGUUAUACGUUUAGCCAAACUUUUGAGACUUUCCUUCAUAUAAUUGCAAAUUAAUUUUGUUUCGUAUUCAAAAACUGUUAGUUCAAGGCCAACAAAAUCCACAUAUAUGAAUUAUUGGUCAACACCACCUUAUAUCGUUUUAUAGAAUUUGAGAAGAUAAUUCUUUUUCGUUAAUUUAAAAGUAAAAUUAAAACAAACUUUAAGCAUAUAAAAUUCCCGAUAACAAAUUUACAAGCAAUUGAGUUUUGUAUAAUUACGUGAAAAUAAUUUUCCCGCAGUUUGUGUUAUAUUAAUAAUAUUUAACCACAUUUUGACAAGUUCGCAAUUAUAAUGUGCGGUCAAAUUACACGGCAAAAUAUACCUGUUCCAGUCUUCUAGAUAGCUCUGCUAAUUCUAAAGUGUUCUCCAUAUAUGGAUGUUCAAAACUCCCGCACAGUUUUUGUCCACUUUUUAGAGGAACAAAUUGGAGCGACCGGUAAAACCAGCAGUGUUUGCUAGAGUCAAACUGCAAACCUUCUUUGAAAGGCUCGUUCACACUCGCAAUUUUUUGCAGCGAUUUCUAGUGCGAUUUUCCUCUUCUGGAUGUGGACGAAUAGGUGAAUUAUAAAUGCUCUGAGUAUAUGUACCCUCGUCUAAACAUUCCUAACCAUUGAACUAUAAAUAAACUGGAACGCUAACUGCUAUCAUGAAGGCCUAUGAUUUGAUGAAGCCAAAAUAGUUUUUCUGAGUUAUGAGCAGAAAUACUUGACCCCAAACGUCGGGCUAUAUAUCAAAUUGAAGCUAUUGAAAAUUGCUAUUCGGUGUGGAAAUUUCAAGACUUCAGCGAAAAGAAAAUAUUUAAAAAAUACAAAAACAACUGCAAAACGGCAAAUUAUCGGUAAUUAUGUUUGUAGUUUUUCGAUAUUUCCCUUUUAGCUAAAGUCUUGAAAUUUCUACACCAAAUAGCGUUUUUCAAUAGCUUCAAUUUGAUAUAUAGCCCAACGUUCAGUGUUGAGUAUUUCUGCUCAUAACUCAGAAAAACUAAAAUGCACUGGCUUCAAUCCCCCCCCCCCUGAGUUAGCGUUCCAGUUUAUUUAUAGUUCAAUGUUCCUAACUCAUCCACUCACUCGUCCACAUACAUCAGAAGAAGAAAAUCGUACCUAAAAUCGGAGCAAAAAUUGCAAGUGUAAACCGGGGCCUUUACACAUGAGAGAGUUGAAAUUAUAAUCAGAUUUAUAAUAUAGCAUUUGUAAAUUCUGAACGCUGAUUGGCUAAGAGCCGUGUUGAUAUAACUCAAUAAGCAUGUAGGACGGCAACACGACGACGACGGCCAAAACAAAUUCCUUCAAAUAAAUGAUAGUAAAGAAAACUUGUCGUAUAUUAUAAUUCGUAUGAAUUUAAUACAGUAUAAGAAGCUGAAAACAUUGGCUUUAUGUCUGAGAAGAGUUCCAUUGACCGAACUUUAAGUUGCACUUGUUACGGCUUGAAAUGCAGGCGUUGUAUAAAAGACGUGAAAAUAUGUGAUUUGCCGUUGUAAACAGAGCGACGACCACGUCUGAAACUCCCCUGGGACUUCAAUUAUUUAUUCACUUUUCAUUGACUCAUUGUAUUGAUUGCCGUCGUCGUCGUGUUUGCCGUCCAUGCAAGCCCCUAAUGUCAACACGGAAACGUCGGAAAAUUUCUUUCUUUAUAUUUCUUUGUGCUAUAUUAUAAAACAAAUAUAAAAACUUUUUUCCGUAUUGAUAUAUAGUUAUAUCAACACUCACAAUUUAUCGUUUUCCCAAUUUCCACUCGUGUUAAUAUAACUGUACAGUAUAUCAACACGGAAAAUAUUUUAUAUUUGUUAAAUAUCACUGAUAAUUGCAUAAUCCAGAAAUUAAACCUAUAAUCCUGCAUAGGCAAAACAUCUGCAACACUAUACCGGCAAUUAUUGGACCAAAAUUUGUAAUAUUAUUGUUACUGUUGAAAAACCUCCCCCUUACCCCCACCAUUCGAUGUUGAUAUCAUUCCCAAAACACAGUUAAUGCAAUUGAUGUAUGUCCAACAUUGCUUUUUUGGGGGGUCAGUGGGGGUGGAGGGAGUUUUAAUAGUGGUCGCUGAUAGUUUUGAGCAGGAUUGUAGGUCGCCGACACAUGGUACCAACACCAGACAUGACAUUAAACUAGCAAUAUAAAUGGAAACAAAAUUGCUGUUAUUUUUAGGUUCUCGUCGUGGUUUCAGUGAUAUUAUUUUUCAUCUACAUGUAUUACUACAUCGACCACCUCCAUUUCCACGUUACGCAUGCGUAUGCGAGAAUUGGUAGUAGUACAGCGCAGCAUCAUGUCGCACAUAAAUAUUUACGAGGUAAGAGAAAAAUAAAUUUUAAGAAAACGUACAGAUACCUUUUAUCAAACAGACAUCUCUCAUCUCGUGAGAUUCCUGGACCAGUUUCCUACAAAAGAACAAUACAGAAAUAAUCAAAGGUUCAGUCCCAAGUGUCUGAUAUUAUAGAGGUUCAGAUUUGACUACCACUACCUGCAUGGCUUAGUAUGCAUCUGAUUGGUUAAUUGAAUAUAUCAAACGCAUCUGAUUGGUUAAUUGAAUAUAUGAAACACAUCUGAUUGGUUGAUGGUCCCUUAACGGUAGCGGUAGUAGAAGUCAAAUCUGAACUUUGCAAUUUUCGCUGCGAUUUCUGUAGCGCGAUUUUCUUCUUUUGAUGGAUGUGAAAGAGUAGAUGAGUUGCGAAUGUUCUGAGUAUAUGUCCCCUAAUCUGAACAUUCAUAACUCAUCCACUCGUUCACAUCCAUCAGAAGAAGAUCGCACAACAAAUUCUUGGGUUUCAUAUGACGUCACAGAAGUGACGGAGGGUCAACUCCCAAACAAAACACAGUUAUCAGAGUGAGUCGAUUGUUCGUUUUAUGUAUUAAGGCCCAUACAGACCGGACGCGAUUCGGCAACACGACGCGAAUUUUCAGUUUUCAAAACAAAUAAAACCGUCAACGGAUAAAAAUUUUACAAGAUAUGCAGACUAAAUAGCUGAAAUUGCUUAAGUAGUUCCGAAUAUUUGAAAAACAUUAAAAAAUAUUAGAGUUAAAUAUCAUUGAAAACUGAAAAUUCGCGUCGCGUUGCCAAAUCGCGUCCGGUCUGUAUGCGCCUUUAGCCUUGUGUUUGGUGACAAAUACAUGGAAUUUCGUAUCAUUUUCUCACUCCAGUACAGCAUAAGCAUCAAUACAUUUGAGGUUGACCCCCGUCAGAUUCACUGCAUAAUGCCUUAGUGAAACCCAAGAAUUGCAGCAAAAAAAUUCUUAACCAUUCUUAUGUGAGUCUAGUGACAAAUUUUAAAAUGAGAUUUCUACUGAUUUUCUUUUACUUCUACUAAUUCUUUUUAUUCUAGUGUAAAAUGAGACUUCAACUUUGUUUUUCACUAGGUCAUGGUACGAAUCAGGAUCACGAGCAGGCUAUGUAUUGGUUCAGGUAAAAUAAACUAUUUUCAUUAGUAUCGCCGACAACUCGCAAAUAGUGUUUUCAUAAAUAUUUUUUUUACGAGAAGCGAACCUUUUAGGCAAGUACGGCUGUGAAUGUUGUAGCUACGAUAUGUUUAACGCCAAAAUAUGAAUAUAAUAAAUAAAGGAUGUGGCGAGCAAGAGAUGGUCGUUUGUUAAACUCAUUAAACUGAUGUUCCAAGGGUGGUGCAAACUAACUCUUAGUCUUUCGGAAACUUUUUAGACAAGCAGCGGACAAUGGUCAUGCUGGUGGAGCAUAUAAUUUGGUAGCGGCUCAUUUUCAGGGUUUUAAGACUGAUCUACAAGAACAGUAAGUUUAUUUUUACACUUCUAACGACGGUAUGGUGAGGGCGGGGGACAACGCAUGCGCUACUACACACUAUAGGUUUUCUCCACUUUCCAGGUUCUCUAGUUUCCUCUAAUGGGAACCACCCAUUCCAUUUGAUCAAUUAGAGACGACCAUUAUACUGGACCUACAAUUUUGGACAAAACCCUUGAGACCAUUCCAGCCAAUAUUAUAAAGUUAUUGAACAUUCACAAAACAAACUUUGUCUCCCCCUUCCCCCCAGUUCACUGUUGUAAACAACGCCGAAACAACUUUUGGUAAUAUACCAUGAUACAAGCUCAACAUUGAGUUGGGGGAGCGGGGGCUUAAGAAGGGCCACAUGAUUCAACACGGAGUUUAUCAUAAAAAUAUGUGAGUUUUGUAUAGGAGGGAAAAUAGUCUCAGCCAAUUAUGUCCAAGAUUGUAGGGAGAUCUUAGUUUAACUUAUUUCAGUUUAGUUUAGAAGAAUUAGUAGAUGCUGUACCAACCGUAAGAUGUUAUAUUUUUGUGUUUUAUUUUAGCGAAAUUGAAAAUAUGUUGAAAGUUGCAGCAGAUGGCGGACAUGAAGAAGCGAAGAGAGCCUUGAGAGAAAUGUACCCAGAAAGUUAUUAGUACUUCAUGUAAUCAAAACAUUUUGAACAUGCUUCAAUAUAUUUUCAAAACAUUUUGAACAUGGUCACAAUACAUUUGACAAAUGUUUAAUAGACACAUUUGGUUAACCGUUAAGCCUGGUUUACAUGCAUGGGUGCUUGUGCUAAUCUCACACCGCUGACUAGGCUUAACAUUAAGGCUUAACCAAAUUUUUGUACUAUUAUAAACAGCGACAUUCGUUUUGCUUCAUCCAUUUCUUGCCAAAAAUAAUUUAAUGCUUUGGCGUGUUUCAUAGCUAAUUUAGCUAUAUACAACAUUGUAUUAUAUUGUAAAGUACUGUAAUAAGGU